Molecule: messenger RNA, 1296 nt
Organism: Cylicocyclus nassatus
Lineage: Eukaryota; Metazoa; Nematoda; Chromadorea; Rhabditida; Strongylidae
Source: the annotation of a GenBank genome assembly
AGGUAUGAAAUCCUUCGUUCCUGUUCCAGAAGGCUCCGAUUUUCCCAUUGAGAAUUGUCCAUAUGGAGUAUUUUCUACAAAAGAUAAUGCCAAACACAGAAUUGGUGUUGCUAUCGGAGAUUCCAUUCUUGAUUUAUCAGCAGUAGCCCAUCUUUUCGAUGGACCUGCUCUCAAGAAUCAUCAAGAUGUCUUCAAACAGGAAACCCUCAACGCUUUUAUGGGUCUACCUCGAGCUGCUUGGCUGGAAGCUCGUCAAACUAUCCAGAAACUUCUCAGCGAUGAUGUCACCACACUCAAGGGGGAUUCACAACUUCGCGCAAAAGCUAUAGUCAGCCAAAAAGAUGCUACAAUGCAUCUUCCAGCAAAAAUAGGUGACUAUACCGAUUUCUACUCAUCAAUAUAUCAUGCUACUAAUGUUGGCAUCAUGUUUAGGGGAAAAGAAAAUGCUCUUAUGCCUAACUGGAAAUGGCUGCCAGUCGGCUACCAUGGCCGCGCUUCUUCAGUGAUCCCCUCUGGUACCCCAGUCCGGCGUCCCCGUGGACAGCUAAAGCCAGAAGGAGCUGCUGAGCCUACCUAUGGAGCUUCUCGUUUGCUGGACUUCGAACUGGAAAUGGCUUUCUUUGUUGGUGGACCCCCAACAAAGCUCGGGGAACCUAUCCCUAUAGAUAAGACUGAAGAACAUAUUUUUGGAAUGGUUUUGAUGAACGACUGGAGCGCUCGUGAUAUCCAAGCCUGGGAAUACGUCCCACUUGGUCCAUUCCUCGGCAAAUCUUUCGGGACUACCAUCUCACCGUGGGUCGUUUCCAUGGAAGCUCUGCGACCAUUUAUGAUGGCUAACCCAGAGCAGGAUCCUGCGCCAUUGAGUUAUUUGGCUCAUUCUGAUCCCUACACCGUAGACAUCAAUCUGGGAGUCACAAUCAAGCCAGAGGGAGGGUCUGAACACUUAGUCUGCAAAACCAGUUUUAAGCACCUAUACUGGACUCUGAAACAACAACUUGCUCACCAUACGGUAAACGGAUGCAACGUAAACCCCGGAGAUCUCAUGGGAUCUGGGACUGUAUCUGGACCUGAGGAAGGUGCAUAUGGUUCAAUGCUUGAGCUUUCUUGGCGGGGAGCCAAAGUAGUCGCCGUUGGUGAUCAGACUAGGAAGUUCUUGCAAGAUGGCGAUGAGGUGAACCUCAUCGGUUAUUGUGAGAAGGACAAUCUUCGCAUCGGAUUCGGUGAAUGCCGUGGCGAAGUACUUCCAGCGCUCUAAGCUCGUCCUUAUACCUAUAAAAGCUCAUCGUACCCACUGAC